Messenger RNA from Truncatella angustata, 1417 nucleotides. RefSeq lists its product as uncharacterized. NCBI's taxonomy places the organism in Eukaryota, Fungi, Ascomycota, Sordariomycetes, Amphisphaeriales, Sporocadaceae. The coding region runs from base 218 to 1168 and encodes 316 amino acids. The record is from RefSeq and is a predicted model, not a curated record. The transcript has a single exon. Gene Ontology annotation, molecular function: 4-hydroxy-tetrahydrodipicolinate synthase activity.
CACCGAGUUGACCCCGCCAUGUAUGAAACGGCCCCUCCUCUAACUACGGGAUCAUGUAUACUAUAUCCUUUUCCUGGUAGCUUGAUAUCGGCAGCACAUCCGAUAUUUUCGGCGUUUAGCAUACUCUCUUAAAUCGUAGCGGGCACUGCCAUUUUUUUGGUUUUGGUUUUCUCCCUCUUUUGGCACGCAUUCCUUCGUGUACUUACUGUAUUUCAAGAUGGCACCCGCAGUACCCCCCUCAGGCAUCUGGGCCCCCGCCGUGACGCUCUUCGACCCGGAGACCGAUGCCCUGCUCCCGCAGGACCAGGCCAAGUACUACAAGCACCUUGCGGGCACCGGCCUCUCAGGACUGGUGGUCCUCGGCACCAACGCCGAGACCUUCCUGCUGACGCGGGAGGAGCGCGCGGAGCUCCUGCGCCUCGCCCGCGGCGCCGUCGGCCAGGACUACCCCAUCAUGGCCGGGGUGUCGGGCCACAGCACGAAGCAGGUGCUGGAGUUCAUCGGGGACGCCAAGGGAGCGGGCGCCGACUACGGCCUGCUCCUGCCGCCGGCCUACUUCGGCAAGGCUACGACGCAGAGCGUUAUCGAGGCCUUCUACGACGAGGUCGCCGCGAAGAGCCCCCUGCCCAUCGUCAUCUACAACUUCCCCGGCGUCUGCAACGGCGUCGACCUCGACUCCGACACCGUCGCCCGCCUCGCCCAGCGGCACCCCGGCAGGAUCGUCGGCGUCAAGCUCACGUGUGGCAGCGUCGCCAAGAUCACCCGCCUCGCGGCCGUCUUGAAGCCGGACCAGUUCGCCACGUUUGGAGGCCAGAGCGACUUCCUCCUCGGCGGGCUCGCCAGUGGCAGUGCCGGGUGUAUCUGUGCCUUUGGCAACGUGUUCCCGAGAACCGUGGUCAGGAUCUAUGAGCUCUGGAAGAACGGGGAUCUCGAGGCCGCGAGGGAGCUGCAGGGGAAGCAGGCCUUGGCCGAGCAGGCCAUCAAGGCGGGAAUCGCCGUGACCAAGUAUGCUGCCAGCGUCUUCACGGCACCCAAGGCGGGCAUUGAGGAUGCGGAGAGCAAGUUCAGGCCUAGACGGCCGUACGAGGAGCCAGGACAAGCGGUAAAGGAGAAGCUAAGAAAGACGAUGGAGGAAGUGGCGGGCUUGGAGGAGAGUCUUCAGAAAUGAGCGAUGAAAGGGGCAUAGAUUUGGGAAACGUACUCGAAGGAUGAAUCAGAAACAAGUAUGAGUGGAGGCAGGAGAAUUGCUGUAACAUAAAUCAUAUAUCAGAAGACAGGCCUAGGGUUUAACUCUAAAUGCUCAGCAUCGAUGGUAGUUUGCUUUAGCCAGCAGUACUUAAUGUUUGCUAAUCUACCUAAUUGUGCGUGGCAUUAGAACACGACUUGGUGUUUGAUUUACGUAAGAGCCCUUUUACGC